Microtus ochrogaster (prairie vole) is the source of this 576-nucleotide messenger RNA. It is a transcript of the gene Sebox, whose product is annotated as SEBOX homeobox. The transcript has 3 exons. NCBI's taxonomy places the organism in Eukaryota, Metazoa, Chordata, Mammalia, Rodentia, Cricetidae. Gene Ontology annotation, molecular function: DNA binding. Bases 1 to 576 code for a protein of 191 amino acids. The record is from RefSeq and is a predicted model, not a curated record.
AUGGCCAGUCCUGUGGAAGCGGAAGCAUCUCCAGGCUGUGCAAGUGGGUUGGGUCCCCAUCGGAGAAAGAGGACCACUUUCAGUGUUGGGCAGUUGCUGGAGCUGGAACGGGUCUUUGCAACUAGGCCCUAUCCCGACAUCAGUACCCGUGAGUACCUGGCCCAAGUAACUCACCUGCCUGAAGCCAAGAUCCAGGUGUGGUUCCAGAACCGCCGAGCCAAGAGAAUCAAGAACAGAAAGCCAGGAGCCCUAAACCCUAGGCUGAAGCUUCCUCGAAAUGCCUCUUCUCUUCCAGACACUCCCCAGCAACCCUGGGACCCUGGGACACCAGGCCAGCCUCUACAUCCCACCAGUUCAGUUCAGCAGGUUUCAGCAUGCCCACAGACCUCCUGUGGAGCUCCCAGCUUGGGUCCAGGGCAGAGUCGAGUAGAGGCUAAAGCUGCAGCCCCAUGGGGACCAAGUGGAGCUUUAGGGGUCCACCCUUCUUUAGAGCAAAUUGUUCCUCAGACCUCACUAAGCAGCCUGUCUGACCUUAUCUAUACUUCAGCUGUUGUCACCAAUAGAGAUCACUCCUAA